GUUGGCAAUAUUGCUCUUAAUAACAAAACUGAGUUCACAGGUAUGAGCUUUGUCCUUGUUCUGCCUGAAAGAAAAUUGAAGAAGAAAACUCGGAUGAAUAGUGUUUAAAUACGGUGCGACAAAAUCGCCACCAAAUGUACUUCAGCUGGUUACAAGUAUUUUUUUUAAUUGCUAGCUAACAUGCUAGCGUCCAAGUUGCUGAUACAUUACAGUAAAAUAGAGUCGCUAGCUUGACCUAAUGGAAACUUGUGAGUGAAAGUGAACAUGAGGAGGUUACCUGAGACUACAUGUGUGCGUGCUGUUAGGGACUGCGUCAUCGUCACCUAGACGACUGAGGUGUAGCUGACCAUGAAGAGGAAGAAUUCGGGCCUCACAAGGCCCGGCCAUUGUUCAGAGAUCAGGGUCAGCCAGCGAUGAUCUUUUGCAGUUUGCGAAGAUGGACACCUUUAGCAGUAAGUUACAGCAGAAGGCUCUGCAGCAACCUAAGCAGAAGAAAUCCAAGUCGGCUGAAUUUCUGAUGGGAAGAGAGGAGAGAGCCGAUUUGGUGGGCAUAGAAAACCCAGCCUUCGAUGGAGGAGGAAGCACUGAGCUUUCUGUUCCUCCGGUUUGGCUGGGGAGAGAAAUUCGAGGUGACAGGCCAGAUAGCACCCUUGCAGCUCACCAAAAAAAAAUGGAGCUGCAAGCCCCUGCCAAAGAAAGAGGAAAUAAACGUGCCCAAAAUUACUUUGACCCGUCGUCGGCAGAGCAGACAGACCCAAGGCAUUGCAGGAUGGCUGGGGUCAGCGCUGAAGAUGAGCUGGAAUUAACAAUAUUGGAUGCUGAUGAAAACAGGCUGUAUCAAAGAAUGGCUGCAUUGCUGGAUGAGGACGAUGCCUUCAUAAAUAUACCUGGUACGCUGCUAGCCUCCAGGGAUGAGGAGGUGUUGGAGGUGAAGGCGGGUGAUCCUGUGCUUCAGCGGCGACUGCUGCUCCACGGUGGUGGUGAUGCCUCGGGCUCCAGGCCCUCCCAGGCCCAUACCAUUGCCAAAACCCAGGCUGGGGCUAGUGCCGGCCUAGGAGGAGAGGCUGGACUCGAAGCAGGGAGGAUGGUAAUGGACAGAGAGAGCACUGUAAAAACGAGGACAGCUGAGGAGGUGAUCCCCCACUACGCUCAGCAGCUGAGGGAGCGUGUGCGGCCUGACAUGAUCACGCUUGGCAGCCUUUCACUGCAGCAGCAAGCGGCUCAGAAGGGACAACUGAAGAGGAGUGAGUGGGCCAAGAGAAAGGAGAGACUAAUGGCCUUCUUUGCUGGGAAUGUUAAGGAGCCUCAUUCACAAAGAGACUGUGACGAGGCAGUGAGAGGAGCUCCACAGCCCAGGCUAAACACGCUGCUUCACUGCAGCAGAACCACUGAAAGCCCGUCACUCAGAGCGCUGGGGGAAGGCCAAGAGGAAGCCAUGGCCAAAUACGGCCAACUGACAGAGCUCCCAGAAUCUUCCUCUUCAGCAUCACGGCCCCUGUGGCAGGUGAAUCCGAGUACAACCCCCCAGCCUGUGGAGCUGUGUGUGUGUUGCCUAAGAGCCACUAGAGACAAACUACCCAGAGGCCUCUACACUGUCAGUGUGGCCCUUCACAGCCGUCUUGGGGGUCCAGCUUUGGCCUGGCGCAGUCAGAAGGAGCAGCAACAAUGGACGGUGUCCACAGAGCCGGUCUUGCAUCGAGGCCGCUUCUACGACACUGACCUGCACAUUAACCAGAGCCUGUUCAUGAUCUUACCUGCGGCCUGUGAUGUUGUCCCCUCCAUGGUCCUGGUAUUUCAACUGAUUGCACUACCGGGAGACAGCAGCCACAUCAGCUCUGUGCUGGCAUGGGGGGCAUUUCCUGUGUGUGGAUCGAACCUCGGCCUUGUCCAGGGCAGGUAUAGAACCCCUCUGCUCAGAGGGGAGCCGAACACACAACUGGACCAGUUUAAAAAGAUUGAAGCCGUCAUCUCCUCUGAUCUAGACCACUGGCUGUGCAACCUGUACUUUCAGGUAAAGAGGCUCCCAUCUGGAACAUCUGGGGAGCCAGAGCGCUGCAUCACCCUAUCAAUACCCCCACCGAACCCCUCUGCCAUGCCCCAACCUGAGGUCCACCUUGACCAACCACAAAACCAACUGCCAAUCCAGCCCCAGCCCCCAUCACAGGCCCAGCUCCGUCCGCAUCUCCAGUCCCAGUCAUACCCCCAACAGCAGCCGCACGCGGGCCCCAGCAGCAGAGCAGGAGAGCCCGCUGUGGUACAUUCUCACCGGGGGUCUCCUCUCAACCUGUCAGCUGAUUCUGCUUGCUCUUCCUCAUCUCUGCCAGGGAAGAAUUCCUCCUCAGGAGCCAUUUCUGGAAACACGGGAGAGAAGAGUGAUCCGUGCCGGGAGAAAGCAGAGGGUGGGAUUCACUACAAGAAGAAGCCAAUCAAGAAGACAAAUAGCUGCGGCCCCAGCAUGAGCGGCAGCAGCGCACCGCCUCGGCAGGCAGACAAACAGAAGAUGCAGCCUUCAAUGGAGAACCUCUCCACGGAGGAGAUGGAGGAGUAUACAUUCUCCCUACAAUCAGCACUGACUGGAUCUGGCUCCCGCCCAUCACGCCUGUCCGAUCGAGCCCGCCUGGCCCUCCGCAUGCUGCCGUCCGAGCUGGGCCUGCCGUUGCCGAGGCAACAACAGCCGCAUAGUAGCUGGCGUGGCUCCGUUCGGCAGCUCGGCCUCAUUAUGCUGCUGCUGGCUUUGAUGUGGUUUGUGAGGCUCUACCUGCAUUACUGCAGCCAGUGGCUCUACCUCCAGGCCAUAGCAGUUCCUGUCAACAAAUUCCAGUUCCACGCACACACGGUGGACCUCGUAUACCAGAGUUCUUUGCUCCACACCCGGGAGGAGCUGGCGAUGGUGGUGGUGGGUCCCCUGACCUUGAACGCAGUAAUGUUCCUGCUGGUUCUGAUCAGAUGGGGCUGUCAACAGAUAUUUGGCUCACUCCCUUCCUUCACGUCAAAGUUUAUCAUGGCUCAGGGAGUGUGGACAGUCCUCGACCCCCUGGCAGUCUUUGCAGUGGACGCCGUCCUCGGGCGUCUCGCCUACAGCCCAGACACACCUGUGGGUGACGCAGCCAAGCUUUACUGGCACUUCUAUCGAGCCGACCAAUCAGGUGCAGCGGGAGUCAUCAUCACUCUCUUCCUCUAUGCGGUCCUUUUCCUGCUCUCCAUCACCAUCCUCUCCAUUAACAUACUCAGAUUCCACAACGACGGUCGCAUGCUGGACGUCUUUCAGCGUCUCACAGCCCGGGAGGGGACCUACUUCCUGCCUCAAGACCUGGAGCUGUCCAAUCAGGAACUGAGCUACGUUGUCAAGAAGGCGGAGCAGUGGAGAGGCUUCAACGGGGAGAGGCGCAAGGUGGUGGUCUAUGACUAUAUCUGGACAGUGGAGGACCCCUUGGCAGGGUCUGCAGCCCCAGGUGACCCCCCAAGGGAUGGUGCAUCCCUACCAGAGGGCGAGACCAGCACCCAUGUGGCAAUUUACACCCUUUACCUGAGUGGACUGAAACAAAGAUACCGACACUUCCUCCGACAGCCGGAUGGGGCCAUCAUUGAGGUGAUUGGUGACAUGGAAGGGGUGGACAAUGCGACCAGGAUGGUGCCCUGCCCGGGUCGGGGCUCUGCCAAUCAGGGAGACCACAAGGAUGCUGUGAGCGAUCUGCAUCAGCUACGGAAACGGAAGAGACUAUUUGGGCGGUCUCAUCGUGUUGAGCCAGUAGGAGGAAGUGGGUGUGGCUCCAGUUUUGCCCUGCAAGACCUCAACCAAUGAUAGCAAAGCAAAGAGGGAGAUAGUUGGAGCCGAAACUAAUGUAAGUCACCUUAUCAACUGUCUGUUUGACUUGAAGUCACGACAGUAUUCAGCAGAAGUUUUUUAUGUUCCUUAAAUACUUGAAUAAUUUUGGGCUGAUGUGGAGUUAGUUCAGUUAUAAAAGGUGGAAGUUUUCUCAAUACUAAUAGUUCAGCCACAUUAAAAAUGUGUGUUGAGCUAAAACCAUGAUGUAAAAUAUCCCAUUAAUCAUUUUGAGUAACUUUUUGUCAGUGGGAAAAAAAUGCUUGUGUGUACUGUAUACUUGUAGUACAUCCUGGGUACUGUACCUUUAAAAAUAUGACAGAAAAACUGUAGGGUGUGCUGACUGCAUUCUACUGUGGGUCAUACAUUCACUAUGGAUCAGCACUGCAUAAAACCAUACUUAAAAUCAUCUAAACUAUCCCUCUAAUAUUGUCAAAAAAGUAAAUGACAGAAGUUUGACUCAUCAGCAACCAACAGCAUUGUAGAUUAUAUUGGUGUUACAUCCCUUUGCAGGUAAACAUAUUAGAAUAUGUGAACUACUAUGUAUUUGUCACCCAAUAAACAAUGUUAAGCAACACUUCUAAUGAAUGCAAGUUGUUAGGUGUUCAGCACUGCUUCAACACAAUGAAAAAUGAAGAUUCUGAAAGUCACUAAUCAGAACACGAGUGAUAAAAUAUCAAUAUUGGCCUCACAUUAAGCAGGAUAAUAUUCAGGCCAGCUUGAUUUGUAUUGAAUAUGUGUCUGCUAGCCGGUGCUCAGUGUAAUGAAGUGGCUCACAAAUCAGGCCAUAAUGGCUGCCUACUUACACAUAUUGCUUAAUUAAAGGUUGUGAGCUUAUUAGCAUGUGUCUCUGGCACAGGGCGCGGGGAGAUGGGAAUCGGGACUGAUGUCGUUGAGGGCCAGGCUUUAAAGGUUUUAUAGAUAGCUAACCUAUCAUACUAAAGCCAUAGCCCCCCUAAAAUCGGAUCUUAAUAACCUGUCAUUUUCAUUGAUGAUGAUUUUCCUUUAUGGGCAGCCAUUACAGAUCAAGUUCUGGGUCUUGUUGGAUGGCGAUAGCGGCCAUUCAGGCUCGUCAUUAUCAGGAACACACCUUACUUUGGCCUUGAAGUUGCUCCUCACCUCCAUGUUUAAACCAUCAGAGUCAUGGCCCGGGGGGCGUGGUGCACAGUGCAUAUGGACACACACACAUUCUCUCUCACACACACCUAACACCUCUGUUUCUGAUCCUUGGAGAUCUGAUAGAGACAUGGGCCUAAAAGAUGUUUAAAAUUUUACAUGACAUUUUUAGAUUCAUCAGUCGAUCUAUUGAUAUUGGCCUAUCAUAGACAUUUAUGUUUUCCGAUAUGCACCUAUCGGAAAACUUUUAUAAUGCAAAAUGGUGAUUUAAGACAGGUGUUAGCUCUUUUUAUUUAUAUUUAAUUUAAUUUGCUUGAUCAGCAAUUGACUCAUACAGAACAUAGUACUGAUAUUUAUGAAACUAUUUAUUUUAUUUUCAUUUAUUCUGUAUCCUAAUGGUCAGCAACUGACUUGUGUUUAUUGCGCUGUUUAUUUUAUUUUAUUUAUUAUUUUUUUCCCUCAGUUUUAAUUUCUAUACAAUAUAUUGACAAUAUGUUGUUAUUCAUGUAAUGUCAAAUAUUCUUUAAUAAAUGUAUGUGUAUAAGAGUACCUUUGGUGUAAAAUUGCUGCAUAAUGCAUUAAAAUAAAAAAUGUCAUCCCAGCUGAAAGAAAAAUCACUAUUUUCCUCACAAUGCUGGUAAUUGGGAAAUUUUUCCCCUCUAAAAUGAUCAGUCUCAAAAAUCCCGUAUAAUUGAGGCACUAUUAGAAAACAAGGAAAUGCACGAAAGUACAAUCCUACAAGGAUUGUAUUGAUUGUUUAUCUUCACUGUGUGAAAAUGACAUUUUGUUUAAUUUGGUGUAUUUUCAGCACUGGCAGGAUGUGUUAGACUGGCGUGUUGCAUCCUGUCCUUCUGUCUGCCUUUGACACUAGCCAGAACCUAUAGAGCUAAUGCGCUCCAAUUAGAGAUCACUCCAUUAACAGUGACAGUGCUACACCCCCCAAUUCAAUCAGCCCCCUAAUGAACAUUAAGCAGAGACGCUGCUUCUCAGAGAUGACAGGAAGCUCUUCUCUCUCUCCAUUUGUCCUACUUUACUACCUCUCUCUCUACUCUAUCUACAUUUUUCCUAUCAUUCUACCCAACACUCCUGUUCUUUUCACUUUCCCUCAAUGUCUUUUUUAAUACUACAUUAUAUGUUUAACAUGGCCUUGCAACCAAAAUAAAUGCAGCUGCAAAGCGUAAAUAUUGCUGUUGUCUAUGUAUCUGUUUUGAUAUGAUAAUACCUUUGUAUAAAUCUAUAAUUUUGAUGAAUGUUUUUUUCUCUACCGUCCUGCUUUUCUCUCAUGUGAUGUUUUCACCAACUUUUCACUUCAUCAUCAUCAAAACAAUGCCCUCUGCAAUAUUUCCACUGGGGGCAGGGGGUGCAGAUACAGAGGGGG
Molecule: messenger RNA, 6317 nt
Organism: Centropristis striata (black sea bass)
Lineage: Eukaryota; Metazoa; Chordata; Actinopteri; Perciformes; Serranidae
Gene: ofcc1
Product: orofacial cleft 1 candidate 1
Exons: 25
Coding region: 437-3802 (1121 amino acids)
Cellular component (GO): perinuclear region of cytoplasm
Source: RefSeq, a predicted model, not a curated record